UUUGAGUCGACUUCCUGAGUGAGUGAUAACAAUCUCGGACAAAAUUGUCUUUUCACCGGUGGUCUUCCGAAGGCGAUAUCUUUGAAUUCGAGGGGAGCAGCUCGGAGUUUCUCCGCGGUGCGUUAUUUGUUGUACUUCACCGGAUAGCCGUACGGGUUUGACAAGUUGAACCAAUCCCCCGCUGUCCAAUUAAUUUACCUCAUCUUCCUUGACGAAUUUCCCAGUAUAUGCAGAAGAGUGGACAGAGGAUGCCAAUGCUUGUCUGCCACUUAUCUGAUCUUGGUCGUGCUCCAAUAGUGGUGGCGGUCUGUACUGGAAGGCGGUGAUCACACGCGCGGUUAAGCCGUACGCACCAUGAACCGCUCAUCAUCUCCGCUGAUUUAGACACGGUUUGAAGGGCAGAGGUUCGCUUGUUAACCGGCUCGAUGUUGAAAAUUUCGCGAAGGAAACAGGGCAUUUCCAGCCCCCUGGAUGGCAAUGUUGCUUCUACUCAAGCCAGUGAGCUUGAUUUUGCUCUCCUUGAGCAGAAGGUGAUGGAAGAUGAUGCUGGUGGCUUGGGUAUAGCGGCCGCAUUGGCAACCUUGCAUGAACUGCAUGAAGCCAAUGCUGGAGUCGACGCAUGUACGCGAGUGCUAGAUAUUCUCCUGCGUUGCUCUCGGUCAAAGCCGCACCACUUCAGGAAGUCGAUAGCUGCGUGCGAGGGUUUCUUCCAGCUGCUGAAGAUGUUUGAGAAAGUUCAUGGGUGCCUGUCUCGUGAGCAGUGGAGCGAAUAUGUUGAAAGUGACAUGAACGACCUGCACGACUUUGUAACUUCUUUAUUGCUGGUGGUUGUUACGGCUGGCGAAGACAUCCAAAGCAAGUUUCUAUUCCAGGGAUUAUCAUCUGGAAUGAAGCAGCUCGGAUGUUUCAGGAGAAUUACCCAGUUUCGGCUUCCCAGUGAUCUUCUACCGGACUAUGCUAAUCCCAACAACGACUGUGAUGAGAGCAGGGAUGACUGGCCGUUUGAUGUCCGUCUCAGCAAUGAAGGCAAUGAGGCUUCUGCAAAAAUUGACCUGGACUCGAAGCUUGUGCAGAAGAUUUUCAAGCACACAACGCUUUACUCGGCAUCCAUUCUCUUCUCCAUGGUUUCGGCGCUGAUACGGGGCAAGGCCGACGGCAAUUUGCAGGGCAGCUACGAUGGCUCCAUUCCAUAUAGGGCAGAGCCUCGUAGAGCUGUGACGUCCGAGAAGGUCAUGGGUGCAAUUCGGAAUCCAGUGCUGGUGUUGCUUCUGGUGGAUCUGAUGAUAUCCCUCGCUUUGCCGUGUGGGAAGCAAGUGGAAGAUGUGAACAAGCUUCUUCUAGAAGAGCUGCAUGAUUCCGAAGUGAACUGUGGCGAUAGAGCUUCAAAGGUGGCGAUGCUCACUACUGAAUGGCUGUUUAAACAGUGGCUAACAAAUCUGCAGCUCCACGUGGCCAACCAAGUGCUGUCUCUCGUCGAGCACGACAGCGACAAGCAACUGCUCAGCUCACAUGGCUUCUUGCGCUUCAUCCUCUUCUGCUGUCCCAAGUUUUUGCUGCGGGAGACGCACUGUCUGCAUGGCCCUAUUCUGGAGAUCUUGGAGUGCAUGGCGCUCCAGUCUAUCAACGCGCAUGACUUAUGGACUUAUCUAAGACUUGGGCAUCCCCUCAACACUGGCAUUGACAUCUUGACUGAUCUUCCGGAAGACAUGAGGGGCUCUUCACUGGGAACUCUUGUCGGGUAUCAACUCGCUGGUAAAGCAGUGCCACUAGUGCGGGUCCAGUCAUUGGUAUCAAUGGCGUACGCUUCACAAGCCCCAUCACCCCCGCACAUACAGUUUGACAUGUCACAUGAUGGCCAUGGCUGUCUGUUGACGCCGCCGACGACACUGCCUCCGGUGUACGCGUCCACACGGGACCCGCUGUCUCUCGCCAUGAGUCGGGGUGUGCAGAAUUCUUUAUCGACAUUGCUAUGCAAUCCACUGGAGGAUUACCUGUUUCGAGCAUUUCCUCCAGCCCAUGGCUAUUCCUUUUGCUCCUGGUUUAUGAUCAACAACUUUGAGAAAGAAGAAGACCCGACAAAGCGGCAUCCUGUGCGCCUGCUGAGCAUGAUCAUCGUUCGCGGCCACCAGAGCAACAAAAUCCUGGAGAUCCUUAUCAGUCCGCAAGAUAAGUCACUGACUAUCAAUAUGGAAGAUACAGAAUGGGACUCGUCAUCGUCUGACGAUACUACUAACCCUUCCCCAGAAGGAACUAGCAACGCUCACUCUGGCUCCAACUUUGUGGUGGAGGUACAUGAUGACAUGUUGGGCCACUGCAAUAUGUGGACACAUUUGGUCGUGACAAUGGAGCCAACAAGCACCUCUUCAGACCGGGCCAACCUUGUUGUAUAUCUCAACGGACAGUCUGUUCACAGCUCAGUGAUAUCAUACUUCUCCUCAUUGGGUACGUACAUGGCAGCGCUGAUGAACAAGACUCUGGACCGCACGGCUAGCGGCCGCUCAUCUAGUGGACGCUCUCGCAGCUCCGCUAUGAAGAGAACCACUCAAGCAUCUUACGAGGAAGUGCCUGUCACCAUGAACUACUUUGUUGGUUCGCUUCCACAACAGAAGCGCGUGUCACUGCUACGAUGGCGUCUGGCGUCGAUGCACGUCAUCGAUGAGACGUUAUCCACGUCCAUGCCGGCCAAGAUGUACCAGGCUGGGCCCAACUACCUGGGCUCCUUUCAAGGCGAUGGCAAAGGAUGGAACCUCUCCGAGGGAAGCUUAGUGCUGAGUUUGCAGGCAGGUAGCUCAUGUAACGUUGACUGCAAUGAUAUUCAGGUCAUUGCUGGAGAGCUAGUUGGCCACGCUAUACUGAUGGAGACAUUGGCAUAUACAUACGGUAAAGUGCCUGACAAGAAGAUUACCAUGUUCUCCAAUACGGCACUGCACCUGAGUGGGCAGCAGAGACCUAUCGGUGCCUACGUCAUGGCUAACGGAACGUCGCUGACGUUUUUCCGUCCGCAACCACUCUCAGCAAGUAUCAUCUCGCUCGGUGGAGUGACGGUGUUCCUAAGCCUGAUAUCAAUGUCAGACAGUAUAGAGAUGCUGUAUGCGUCUCUCAAGGCCCUGGUCAAUUGCACGCUCCAUCAGCCGGACAUGAUCAAGCAGAUGGAAGAGCAACGGCAGUUUGACCUUCUUGGAUUUCUUCUGCAUCGCCGCAUGUCCCUGGUGACAACGCGCGUCUUUCAGUUGAUUCUGACGCUGGUUGGCAGUCACACAUGCAGUGGUGACAUGGAUGAUCAGUUUUUGCUCCCACACCCGCAGGCUUUCGGCGACCUUCUCUGUAACUUGGAGAUGUGGAGUGGCAGUCCGGAAACCUUCUUGCAUUGGCUGUACCAGCAUCUAGUGGAUGUUGUGAUGUCUAGCAGUGAUGCCAACUUGGAUCGGAUUGAAGACAUGCACCUGCUGGAUCGGUUGUUGGUUGGAAUAGUCAGCCCACACACCAGUGCCGUCGUUGCAUGCGACAUGGGCAAAGUGGUUCUGGCCAUUCUCCGUAAAUCCCCAACGUCGUACAACCUCCGAAAGGUAGCCCUGGUUUUGAUCGGCUCAUUACCUGAAAAUUUCAAGGAUGAGCAGAUUGACAAGAGCGGUUUGCUCGUGUCGCAGUCAAAGAGCAGUGGUGAUGACGAGUCGGAGGCAUCAUUUUCCCUGGACAUGGUCUAUAGUCAGCCAACAGUGUAUGAUCACAAUGCGCCACUUGUUGUCACCAAGCGCAAUCUCCUGCUGGAUGUCUUGGAAAACCUGGCCUGUGCAAAGCACCGCGGAACCACACGAGGCUCGGAUGUACUGCAUGUGUUCGGCUUUGACUGCUUCUACCUUUUCAUCCACUCGUUCAUACAUGGAAGUACGGUGGUGAGAGUGCUACGCUUCCUGCUCACGCUUCUGGACGAUCCGCACCUAGCCACGCUCUUCAAGGAAGGCUCAGCGUGCAGCUUGCCUGAGUUGAGUACGGCCCUUAAGCAGGACUCCUUCAACCUGUACCUACCUGAAACGAGUGACAAGCGGACUACGUCUGACACACGGUCCGUCCGUGGCAUCACAGCCGUGUCGACGGUUGCAUCGGAGUGUGUGCGCCUCUGUCAGGUUCCCAUCAUAUUCCUUGGUCAUUUUCUGAAGCGAUCGAUAGCGUCCUUAAGCGCAGUCUAUCUAGAGCUGACAACCGAGUCUCUUAGAGAGUUCUUCAACGUGCCAAGUAUUGAACCGUUCAAGUUCUUCAAGGAGAAACUUGAUGCCAGUGCUCAGUCUCGCAAGUUGACGUUUAGUCUCCAGCAGGAUAGCAGCGACUCUGGGCCUGCUUUUGGCGGUGUGUUGCCCAACGCUCACCUGGUCAAUCUCCGCUAUGACACGCUGCUGAUCAUCUUCAACUUGUGGAGGAGCAUGUUGAAUGCUGCAAGUUCGAUGGAUGUGUCAUUCAUCGAACCAUCAAACCUGUCUGCAUUGAUCAAGUUUGUGACGUCCAUCUACAUCCAGUCACCGGAGAUGGCCAAGAAGAUGCUGGAGAAGGAGUUCUGGUCAGCGCUGGUCAGCUGUCUCAUCCCUUCUCCUGUGAAAUCGUCAAUUCAUACAGCUACAGGCCACAAGUACAAUCAGCAGUGCCACUCGCAUCCCACUGUGUCUUCGAACCCGGCGUGCGACGACUUGCUCCAGCUCCUUUCACUCAUCAUCUUGGACAGCUUUCUGAUCAGGCACGACGUGUCCCUUCUUAUCGAUGUCGUUGAUCUCUUGACACUGUUAUGUUGGACCGAGGACCAAGCACAGGAAGCGCAGACCAUGCUGCUACGCGUUCUCAUGUCGUCGCUGCAGAGGCUCUGCCCACUGCUACCCGGUUCUCCGUUCCUGCGGCAGAAGCACCGCAGUAUAUUCAAGGAGAAGACCACGCUGGCACUUGUGCAGUUCUGCGGCCUGAUCUGUGACUAUCUGACUAAAGGUCUAUUUGAAGGCAGUCCGACAGCAUGCUACCGCUUCUUCGUGGGCAUUGUAUAUGACUGCGUCCCGACCACACCUCACUGCAAGGCAAUCCUACAGAUAUUGUCGGAGCUCAUUCUCACCGAGUUGAAGAAGGCGUUGGGCGGAAGGCAAGAACAAGCGCAGAUUGCUAACUUGUUGUACUCGGUACGGCAAGACCAGGUGAUGGUGAUGCUGUCAUCCAUUAUUGAUGCUUCCCAUGUGAUGGCCUAUCUGUACAUACUGCCAAGGCUUGCGUACCCAGCCUUCUCUGAGCCCUCGAAUUCUGGUUCACCGCCAUCUUCACUUACCUACCUGCGGGCAAGAAGUAUGAGUGUUCAAGAAGAUACCAUCAGCCUCGCGUCUAUGUCCAAAUCUGUGUCAAGUGAAGUCACUGAAGCAGCUCAGGAGGUUUGGAUCAGCUUCACUACCUGGAUGUAUGAGGACUUGUCUUCUCACUUCUCGUUCACCUUUCCUCAUCCAAGCAAGUUUGCAGCUUCUGAACCGACAUGUCAAGAUGAGUUCCAGGACUUGAUUGACCGGACAACUGAGAAGACGAAAAAAGCGUGGAACAACUUCUGCCGAGGGCCUGCAGACAAGAAAGCUAAUCAGAAAAAGAGCCUAAUGCUGUCACCACGUUCUUCCAAGCAGUCUAAUGUGUUCAUGAAUUUCAAGGCCGAAAUGACGACGUGUGAUCAAUAUGUGAAUAACAAGUCAUUUGACAUCGGAAUCUCUAUCAAGAAAGCCGUGGAAGCAGUGUGUCGGCAAAAUGCCAUGUCCUCAGCACAGCGCCAGAUUACGGCGCAGACCAACUGGUUGGCUCUCGAGACAGAGCUACACGGUGAUGGUGGGCUGUGGGGACCUGCAGGCGAGUCCAAGAUGAAGAAAUGGCAGCUGAACACGCUUUGCGAAGGUCCGUGUCGCAUGCGCAAGAAGCUGUGCGAGAACACCAACUUCUACCUGAACUACCCUUCACACGAGGGCGAGGACGAGGAAGAAAAACAGCCUCUGUCCAAGAAACAGGCGGCCAUGAGCUAUGACAGCGUUGCACUGCACAAGUCCAUCGUCAGCCCGAUAGGCACAGAGACCAACCUCCGGAAUCUGGUGAUGCAUCGGACGUCCUUUCACAGAGGGAGCUCCAGCACCACUUCUCCUGAAGAGGUCACGGAAGAAGCAGAUGACACCAUAUCAGAACACAGUGCUGAAUCUUUCUUCCAGAGUUCUCCUCUACCCAGUCCAGACUCGCUACCAGCCGGAUCACAAUCUGGUGUGCUGAAGAUGCUGGACGCUGAGAUUCUGGGCAGCUACCCGUGUGUUCUGGUGGAGGGGCUGGAUGUGAUCGAGGGUCACUUUGCGUUCUGCGGCUCUUCGUUCUACAUCCUACGCGGUGUUGGUCUUGAUGUGGCCAAGGACACGCUACCAGAUGAUCUCAAGGAAUUGGCCGAGAGGCAGAAAGCUGCGCACAGAGAGCCCAUCACAAUCAGCACGAUGCACUAUUAUUACACGGAGGUGCGCGAGGUUUACGAGCGGCGCUUUCUCCUUCAGAACUGUGCCAUGGAGGUGUUCCUGACAAAUGGCCGCAAUCAUCUGUUGGCGUUUGGAAAGGUGGUUCGUGACAUGGUGUACCAGAGACUGCUGAGUGUUAGCCAUGGGAUUCUGUCAAAUCCUGAUGAGUCUGUUUCAGGGAUGAAGCAACGCUCGUCUGGUCUGCUAGGCAGUUUCCGGAUGAAGUCUGUCACGGAAAGAUGGCUGCGGGACGAGAUCAGUAAUUUCCAGUACCUGAUGCAUCUCAACACGUUAGCGGGUCGUACCUACAAUGACCUGAUGCAGUAUCCCAUCUUUCCCUGGGUGCUGUCUGACUACACGAGUGAGACUCUGGAUCUAAACAACCCGGCAGUGUACCGAGACCUGUCUCAGCCAAUGGGAGCACAGUCACCGUCACGCUUGGAACAGUUCAAGAAGCGCUACGUGGAGCUGACAGACCUAAACCACAAGCCCUACCUGUAUGGUACUCACUACUCUUCAGCCAUGAUUGUUUCUUCAUUCCUGAUCCGGAUGGAGCCAUUCACGCAACACUUCCUAACCCUUCAGGGAGGUCAGUUUGACUUGCCCGACCGUAUGUUUCACAGCAUCAACGAGCAAUGGCUGUCGGCAUCCUCAGUCAACAUGGCUGAUGUCAAAGAGCUCAUUCCAGAGUUCUUCUAUCUACCUGACUUCCUGAAGAACAGCAACAAGUUCCGUUUGGGCGUAAAGCAAAACGGAUCUGUUCUGAACGAUGUCAUCUUGCCACCCUGGGCUAAAGGAGAUCCGAACGAAUUCAUUCGCCUUCAUCGAGAGGCAUUGGAAAGUCGGCAUGUGACGGCCCACUUACACGAGUGGAUUGACUUAGUGUUUGGCUAUAAGCAGACUGGCCAAGCAUCCCAGGAGGCAAACAAUGUCUAUCAUCAUCUCUUCUAUGAGGGCGCAGUGAACAUCGAGGAGAUAGAAGACCGUGUAGAACGCCAGGCCACUGUCACCUUCAUCAACAACUUUGGGCAGAUGCCACAGCAAUUGUUCAAGAAGCCACACCCGAGCAAGCGUGCGCGUGAUUUGACCCCAAGCGUCGACUUGACAAUGCCAUCAGCAAAUACGGCGGCAACACCAGAACCCUCUCCAGCGAAAGACUCGACGGCAGCACGGGGCAUGCGUUCAGUUUCCAAUGUGGCUGAAUCAGACGCGGCCAAAGAGGCGGACGCGCAGAGGCGACCAGAAACACUCACACGACAGCGCAGCUUCUCCAGUAGUCGCUACCCGCUCUUCUGUUACCUGGAAAGGCUCGGCAGUUCUGAUGAACCUUUCCUACAGCUAUCUGGACCGGUAGGGCAGAUAUGUGUGACAGAGAAGUCUCUUCGAGCUGUGGAGCAUAGCCGGGCGCUAAUUCCACCGCUCUACAACAGCUAUGUUUCAUGGUGGUUACCUGAUAACAGCUUGCGCUUCUCCAGUGGCUCUGGGAAUACGGUUAUUGAGAGGUUGCAGAACUACCAGUUCAGCGCGUGUGCUGUGCCGUCACCGGAAAUCCUCAUAACCGGCGGUUCCAAUGGCCUGAUCUGCAUCUGGGACAUGGCGAAUGCAUCCAAGGCAAAGUCCACCAAGCUGUCACUUCGAAAGACUCUUCAUGGGCAUUUGUCCAUGAUCACAUGCCUGUCGACGUGUGUAACGUACAGUGUCUUGGUCAGUGCAGCAAAGGAUGGUUCCUGUAUCCUGUGGGAUUUGAAUCAGUAUCGAUUUGUACGUCGUCUACCAGUACAUGAAAGUCCAAUCUCUUCAAUCGCCAUCAACUCUGCCACGGGUGACAUUGUGACAUGCGCCGACUGCACACUGUCUGUAUGGACAAUCAACGGCGAUCACGUUGCCACUGCCAGCAUUCCCUCCGCUGGGGGCACUAUCCUGUGCUGUUGUAUGUCAGACCAAAUGACCUGGGAUAGCAAUAGCGUGAUCGUGACCGGAUCGACAGAUGGAGUUGUGCGGUUCUGGAGGUUGCAGUGGGUUGAGCCGCCAAAGACGGAAGGCUUUACUUCCCAUCACGUCUUGUCUUCCCGCGACACUGUCAGCGAGUUUUCACCGAUAAACCGUUCAGUCGUCGGGUCUGCACGCCCGUCGCUGACCGUAGCGGACUUUUGCACAAACUCAGAACAGACGGCAUUCGCCAAGCGACUGUCGGCACGCAUGCACAGCCUCAGCAGCAGGCGUAGCAGUGAGCGGCGCAGCGUGGAUCAGCCUCCCAGUGAUCCCGGUUCUCAUGAAGACACCGCUUCACAGAUAACGUCGGACUCACCUGCCUACAGCACAAGAUCAGCGAGUAGUGGUGACUCAGUUUCCUGGAAGCGGCGGCUGAGAUUGGUGCACCGUCUGAUGAAGCACACGGCAUUCGACUACCCUGGCAACCCGGACCCUGCCAGUGUGACGGCUGUGCGAAUGUCAAAAAAUAACCGACAGCUGUUCAUUGGAGACCUGCGUGGACGAGUCUUCAACUGGAAGGGUAUCAUUGAGAAAAGCUCCCCGAUAAAGCCCCCAGGCUUGGCCCUCACGUGCUACGGAUGUAAGAUACACCUACUGGACCAAUCGCUCCGCACCUGUGCUGCCUGUCACAUGUCCUUCUGCAUCAGCUGCUGCAAUUUGGCCAGCGAUAUCGGCGAUGUUUGCGAGAACUGCUGCAUAAUACAAGCCGAGGAGGAUUACUUGUAAGACUGUUACAUAUCUAUGUAGGCGCCUCGUGUCCAGUAGGCCAAGGAAUGACUGUAGCAAGGGCUUGGUAGGUUGUUUCCCACGUGGAUAACGCUGCAGCCAUUUUUAUUUCAUUUUUAUUGCUUGCUCGUGUCACAGGUUGGACAAAGGAAGUGUCUCUCCCCACCUGAACACACCCUGUACACUUACUUGUACAUAAAACACAGUCUGCGCUUCUUUUUCCCGUUAUUCUUUUUCACCUCCUCUCCCAUAGUUCUUUUAUGGCUUGUUCAACCCGUGUUAUGUCUUCAGCUUCUUUUGGGCUGUUGGUCGUCGCUGUCAGCGGGAACAUGCCGGCCCGAUGUUAUUAUUUUCUUCCCACUCCUUUGCUUCCUUUUUCAGCUGACAACCUCUGUGCUGUUCAUGAACAUAGUACACAGGUGUUGGGUUGCUCAUGUGCCAAGCCACCACGCUCGCUGGCUUGCAGCUACCCAUGCCUCAGAUGUGCUAUCUCUCUCUCUCUCUCUCUCUCUCUCUCUCUCUCUCUCUCUCUCUCUCUCUCUCUCUCUCUCUCUCUCUCCCUCUCGUUCGUAUGCUCGCAAAUACUGUCAUAUUUUUAUUCUUAUCUGCAUGGGCAUGUAUACGGAGUCACUUAUGUAUAUUUUCAUUGGCCGUUCUUACUUUCAUUCCCUGAACACUUUACACUUUACCAGUUUCACACUGCCGAAAUAAUGCCUAUUUAUUACUGAUAUCUGAGCAAGACAGUAUGAUAAUGAUAUAUCCUAUUUAUUGUCGAUAUCGAUGCCUUUGAGUUUUUGUUCUUGGCUGGAGAGAACAUGGAGUAGUUACAUACAGGAGAGAGUGAGCAGUGCUAGAUUUACAGUCUUAUUUAUCUGCUGCUUUAUCGCCGGUGUCAUGCGCAAAAAUGGCGACCGCCCUGAUAAUGUUACUAGUUUGUACACCCCUUUUCUUUCCUUUGCCACAUUUCCGCAUUUCUUACUUUGUGAUGCUCAGCUGUGUACAUAAGGAUUCCGCCGCUCGUUGCUGCAUACAGCUUCUAACCCUGCUUUCUCUCGCUUUAAUGCUGAGCUGGCAUGCACUGAACCCCGCCGUUGGCGAGCGUUGCCGCCAGCCGUCCAGGAGACUCUGAGAGUUUUCUGCUUUGUCUCACCCUUUACUUGAACUCAAAUACACUACACACACUCGUGUGCUCGUGUGAUGUCAU
Sycon ciliatum is the source of this 10413-nucleotide messenger RNA. Its product is annotated as WD repeat and FYVE domain-containing protein 3-like. The record is from RefSeq and is a predicted model, not a curated record. The coding region runs from base 426 to 9209 and encodes 2927 amino acids. Gene Ontology annotation, molecular function: protein binding. The transcript has 63 exons. Lineage: Eukaryota; Metazoa; Porifera; Calcarea; Leucosolenida; Sycettidae.